GUUGUUGUUCAGGUUACUAGCGGUGCUGACGUCACACUCUUUGCUGACGUGUGACGGGUUCCCCUCUCAUGCGCCUAUCACAGUUUGUGAAAAUCUCACGCCGUUCCAUAGGACUCCAAAUAUGCAGCCUAUUUCGAGUCAGCCGCCCAACACAAGUCCAUAUUCGAUCCACGUGAGCAGCGAAAACUAUACACGUGACGCCAUGAUAACUGUCACGGUUAAUGGCACCAAGGCUAUUAAGGGGUUCAUCAUCCAAGCCCGUGCUGUGGGGGAUGCCAGACCAGUUGGCACCUUUCAGGGGCCUCUGUCUGCGGACCAAACCUUCUUGUGGUGUUCCGGUGGAGAAGAACAGAAUACUGUUGCUCAUCACCGUUUCAAACCGCCAAAUGGAUCAUUACCUAAAUCUUUAGAAUUUACUUGGAAAGCACCGGGAUACAGUGUGGGAAAUAUCACGUUUUGGGGAACUUUUGUCGAAAGCUAUACCAUAUUUUGGGUUAGUAUUCAAUCUGUAACAGUCCACGGACCCACAGCUGACCCUCAAACACCACCAACGAUACAACCAAGUUUUGCGGUAACAAAGGAUGGUUGUGGGAGCGAGAAAGGUUGCUAUUCCGAGCCCGAGGACUGCACAAACAGUUCAAACUGUAUAUUCCUGGUCACUUACCAAAGAGCAGGAGAGAACAUCACUUUUGAAAUGAGUGGAAAACACGGUUACGUUGCUGUUGGUUUUAACUCCAAGCAAGAAAUGGACCAAACCGACACCAUCACCUGUUCAACUUCAGCCAGCAGAGCUGUUGAGAUCAGACAUUACUUCAUGGAUUUUCACCAGCCCAUUCGAACUAACUUGGGAAACUCGACGGACAUCAUUCGACAUGCCGCAGCUUAUGAGAAUGGAACAAUGACGUGCAGAUUCGUUCGUAAAAUCUCACCCACGGGAUCAAAUAUGACAGAUCUUACAAAGAACUGGUUCUUUAUCUUUGCUUGGACCGGUGUCACUCGCACAGGCGUCUUAAAUUAUCAUGUUGAAAACGCAUCUUUCACCGCCGAACGCGUCAACGUUACACGGCCAGCCAUUUUGAAAAACGGACGUAAAUUGGCGCCAGUACCGACACCCGAUGGAAAACUGGAAUUCCUCACUUCCAAAUGUGGCGACGAGAAAAGCUGCUACUUUGAGCCCGAUGGCUGUUCAUCCAGUGGUACCUGCGACUAUCUUGUGACAUUCGAACCUUGUGAAAAAAAGGAUAACGUCAAUUUUGAGUUGAGCGCAAAGAGCGACUGGGUCGCCAUAGGAUUCAACGAUGAAGGCAAAAUGGAUGGUACAGACACUAUCAUCUGCUCCCGCCUCAAUGAUGGCAGUGUCGCUAUAGAGCACUAUACCUUGAAUGGCUACAACAGUCCAGUUCAAACCAAACCGACUCCCGCUGGUCUCACGGUUAUCUCUGGCGCUUUUGAGGAUGGAGUUAUUAAGUGUAGAUUCUCGCGGAAUAAAACAGCAAGUUCCAUGUUUCGUUUAGACAAGGAGGUAUUCUUGAUUUACGCUCGUGGCAGCGUGAGUGGUGGCAUACUUAAUAAACACACUCACAGGUCAUGGAGCGCCGAUAAAGUCGACGUCUGUAAACUGAAUGCACCACUAAAGAGCGAGACCCCAGACACCAAGCUACUGAAGGCGCAUGGCUCUCUUAUGGUGUUAGCCUGGGUCGGGUUUGCUACCUUGGCUAUAUUUGCGGCCCGUUACAUGAAAGACGCGUGGGGCAAACUGUUUGGAAAGAAGAAGUGGUUCCAGAUUCACAGAGCCAUGACUGUCUGUUGUUUAAUUUGCACGUUGGUCGGUUUUGUGCUGGUCUUUGUUCACGUUGAAGGCUGGUCUGAAGCGGACGUGGCGCACUCAGUAUUGGGGAUCAUUAUUACGUUCCUUGUCUGUGUACAGCCCAUCAUGGCUCUCAUGAGGCCCGGGCCAACUGCUGAGAACCGCUGCAUUUUCAACUGGGCUCAUCGUUCAGUUGGCGUCACUGCAUUCAUUCUCGGCAUUGCCAACAUCUUUCUCGGUCUUCGCCUGCCACAUUUGGACACAGAAUUUGGAGUCUAUUUCAUGGUUGCGUUUUGUGUUGGGCUGCUGCCAGUUGUUGUUCUCGAGAUCUAUUUAAUGCGCGGCAAAAAACAGCAAGGUGUUUUUUACAUGACGUUUGGAUUCAUCGCUGUCCUGGUUACCUCUGCCUGUUUGGCUCUGCUUCUGCUCAUCACCAUGGCAACUUAAGAAGAAACCAAGCUAGGUCAAAAUGGAAUGACUUUUUUCCAGCCUGUGUUGCUUAUGAGAAGUCAGCAUUGGUUUUCAAUCGCACAUGUUUUAUAGUUUGUCCUGCAUCUUAGGAGU
Orbicella faveolata is the source of this 2371-nucleotide messenger RNA. Its product is annotated as ferric reductase 1-like. NCBI's taxonomy places the organism in Eukaryota, Metazoa, Cnidaria, Anthozoa, Scleractinia, Merulinidae. The record is from RefSeq and is a predicted model, not a curated record. Gene Ontology annotation, biological process: regulation of postsynaptic membrane neurotransmitter receptor levels; regulation of glutamate receptor signaling pathway.